This is a messenger RNA of Labeo rohita (rohu), 1880 nucleotides long. Its product is annotated as EEF1A lysine methyltransferase 3. Gene Ontology annotation, cellular component: cytosol; cytoplasm. Gene Ontology annotation, molecular function: protein-lysine N-methyltransferase activity. The record is from RefSeq and is a predicted model, not a curated record. Bases 162 to 809 code for a protein of 215 amino acids. Lineage: Eukaryota; Metazoa; Chordata; Actinopteri; Cypriniformes; Cyprinidae. The transcript has 3 exons. Gene Ontology annotation, biological process: peptidyl-lysine methylation.
CCGCAGCUGUCAGUGCAAACACAGCACGUGCUGGUGUUUUUUGGAUCUUAUGGCUUUCCGUACUCAAGACUGAUUAUUUCUGUCCUGUUCGCUACUUCUGCAAGCUUUACUCCUUAAUGUUAUAAACGCGCAUCCUUCAGUUGUUGUAUUUCAGAAACGGCAUGAUCGGAGACAUUUUUCCAGCAGAAGAUGGUUUAUUUGAGGAAACGUUCAGCACAGACAACACAUACAGAGUUCACGGACUGAACAUCACGAUUCAUCAGGAUUACAGCGCGAACCUUGGCGUCGCUGCGUCAGUCUGGGACUCCGCUCUGCAUUUAUGUCAGUUCUUUGAGAGUAUGUCUCUCGAUCUCAGUGGGAUGCGGAUCAUAGAGUUGGGCGGAGGAACAGGUCUUGUUGGCAUAGUGGCUGCAAGAUUAGGAGCCCAUGUGACCAUCACAGACUUACCUUUUGCCAUUUCCCAGAUAGAGAUGAAUAUUGCAGUAAAUACCCCUCUCUCAGGAUGGCCCUCAGACGCCCCCACUGUAUCGGCGCUGUCAUGGGGCCUCGACCACAGCCGAUUCUCCUCCAGCUGGGACUUUGUGCUGGGUGCUGAUAUCGUCUACCUGCCUGAAACCUUCCCUCUUCUUUUGGACACAUUGGUUCAUUUGUGCAGGGAUGGUGCUGUUGUCUACCUGGCAUCAACGAUGCGCAGAGAGCAUGGCGCUCAGGACUUCUACGACUCUGUGUUACCACAGAUGUUCAAUGUGGAGCUUGUGCAAAGAGAUCCUGAGAACAAUGUCAAUAUUUAUAAGGCCACUUUGAGAUGAGUUAGACAUCCAUCCAUCCAUUCUCCAAAUCACAUGUCCUAUGUGGGGUGUCAGAGUCUAUUUUUAUAUCUGGAGCUGGGAGGUUUGAAUAUGUACUAUAUAUAUAUAAGAUUAUUUAUAAAUUUUAUGAUACUUGUAGCCAGUGGUCAAAUUGUAAAAAAAAAAUUAAGGGGGAUGGUGGGAUGGCGGAAUCCUGUGAUUACAAAUUAUAUUUAAAAAAAAAAAAACAUUUUUAUUUAACAACAACAAAAAAAAAAAAAAAAAAAAAAACUUUACUUAAUGAACUAUGGUUUAUGAGCUGUUUUUCUUGUGGGGCCUGAAAUGUCAAAAGUUUUACCUUUUUUUUGUGUGUGGAGACAUUGGUCUUCCCAAACCAAUGCACACACACUUGCAUGCACACAAUCUGUGUGUCUGUGUACCAAAUGACCUAAACGAUGCCUUUUAUUUAGGGGUGUGCGUUAUUGUCAAAAAUGAUAUAAUAUUUUUGGGGGGGACUUUUGUUGAUAACAAUAAUUAAUAUUUUGCUGAGUGUGUUUUUGUGCUGGUUUAGGCUUGUCAUGGAUAAAUAAAUAUGUUAUGAUAAAUAAAACCGCCAGUAGGUGGUGGCAAGUAUCUGUUUUAAUAAAUGAUUUAUUGAAUUCACUGAAUCAAACGAUUCUUUUAAAAUGGGUGAUUCAGUUGGGAUCGAUUGGGAUUUUUGUUUGUUUUUGUCAAGUGACAGCUUGAUGAUGCCAGCUAACGUGAAUUAGAAUAGGUGAUCAUUUUUGAAUAGACCGCAUCCAUCUUCUCUCUCUUAUCUUCUCUCGUCCUCGCAGUCACACAUAGUAAAGCACAAUAACGUUGUAAUAUCAGGGAAUGUCUUCAAUGAAAUACCUUAUUAUGUUGUCUUUUUUUUAAAUGACGACAACAUACGUCUCCGUAUUGUUCACCGGUGCCAAUAUAACUUUGGCCAUCUGAGGUCUGAGGAAGCCAGGAAACCGAACAGCAGAAGGUCGCCCACAGGGGACAGAUAUACACCUCCAGCCCAUUUGUCUGAAUUGUCCACAUAGGGGCAGUUCACAACACAACCUU